UACUCAGGGUCAAGUAUGAUUUAUGCUGUGAUAAAUAGAGCAAUUCACAAUAGUGCUAACGCAUUCUUAAAUGAACUGUUACGAAAUAAUAUGGCAUUUUUUCUACAUUAAUAAAAUAAAUAUGAAGCUCUUUCUCAUAAAUAUAGCUUUGUUUGGAGGAAUUGUUUGUGUUAGAGCAUGCGCGUGUGAUGCAGAAAAUAAAUAUGCGAAACCAAAGACUGGGUUCGAACGUGUGAACUUCGAAUACGUAAAGAAGGCCUCUGACAAUGGGAAAAUCUUAAUAAUUGACGUCAGGGAGCCGUGUGAAACAAAAAAUGGAAUAAUACCUAAUAGUAUUAAUAUUCCAAUCGGCAGAUUUGCAGAGGACCUAGGCCCGAUGAUGUCUGAAGAAGAGUUUCAAGAGAGAUACUUGAGACCGAAACCCAAAAAAGACUCGGAAUUCAUAAUCUACUGCAAACUUGGCAAGAGGUCCACUAUUGCAUCAAAUCAAGCAGUUGAUUUGGGUUAUACAAACGUGAAGAACUACAUUGGAAGCUGGACCGAAUGGAUAUUAAGAAUACAUAGCAUUUCUGUGUAGUUUGCGUAGGAUUUAAAAUCUUUUAGCUAAUCUUUAUAUGUAUACGAAAUCAUUUAGUUAAUUAGGUACAUAAAUAUCAUAAAUAAGUUUGUAAUAUUACUUAUAUUUGUAAUAUUAUUAUUGUAUUAAAACAUUCAUGUUUAGACUCUUUCUCAUUGCCUAUCUCUAAAACGCUCUUACGAAAAGGC
This is a messenger RNA of Hyposmocoma kahamanoa, 765 nucleotides long. Its product is annotated as putative thiosulfate sulfurtransferase, mitochondrial. Lineage: Eukaryota; Metazoa; Arthropoda; Insecta; Lepidoptera; Cosmopterigidae. Gene Ontology annotation, cellular component: mitochondrion. The coding region runs from base 71 to 577 and encodes 168 amino acids. The record is from RefSeq and is a predicted model, not a curated record. The transcript has 4 exons. Gene Ontology annotation, molecular function: thiosulfate-cyanide sulfurtransferase activity.